UCUUUAUUUCUUCUGAUUUUUCUACUUGUUAGACGUUGAUCUUGUCUUUUUGUAUCUUGUUUUGGUGACUUCAAUCUGCUUUAAGAUUAGUAUGUCUGAAUUGAAUGAUCACGAGUCUUGUUUCACGAAUUCGAUUUUUUUUUUUGUCAACCACAAACCUGAAUCAUAGUUAUGGGUUUCUGUAGUUAUAUAUCAAGAAAAGUUUAUUUUGGUUUUUGGAUAUGAUGAAAUAUCACACUAGAACGAUGUGUCCAUCCAUAUAGGGUUUUAACUAAUUUUUCCAAGAAUGUUUCACUUGGUGAUUGUGGAUUCUUGACUUCUUGUGAUGGUCCCUCAUCAGUGAUUGUUGACUUCUGUCUGUGUUCAUAUGGUGGAACAGGAGAGUAGUUAUGGCUGAAGGAGUUAUCUUGUUUGGAAUUGAGAAGCUUUGGGAUCUUGUGAAUCGAGAAUCUGAGCAGUUUCAGGGGGUUCACGAGCAAGUUUCCGAACUAAAACGUCAGUUGGGAAGGUUACGAUCUUUGUUGAAAGAUGCAGAUGCUAAGAAACAUGAAAGUGAAAGGGUGAGGAACUUCUUGGAAGAUGUAAAAGACAUUGUUUAUGAUGCUGAGGAUAUAAUUGAAACCUUUCUUUUGAAAGAAAGAAGUAGAAAAGAAAAAGGGAUCAAGAAGCGUGUCACCAGACUUGCUUCCGUCUUAGUGGAUCACCGGAAAAUAGUUUCGGAUACCAAGAGAAUAACUAAGAGGAUCUCUGAUGUGAUCGAGGGAAUGCAGAGUUUUGGGAUACUACAGAUCAUUGAUGGUGGGCGUUCAUUGUCCCUUCAGGAUAGACAAAGGGAAGUCCGACAAACAUAUCCUAACAAUUCUGAAAGCGAUCUUGUGGGGGUGGAUCAGAGUGUUGAAGAUUUGGUUGGUCAAUUGGUGGGAAAUGAUAACAUUCAAGUGGUUUCUAUAUCCGGGAUGGGUGGUAUUGGUAAAACCACUUUGGCCAGACAAGUUUUUCAUCAUGACAUAGUACGACGUCAUUUUGAUGGAUUCGCAUGGAUUUGUGUUUCGCAACAGUUUACACAGAAGUAUGUUUGGCAAAGAAUCUUGCAAGAACUUAGGCCAGAUGAUGGGGAGAUUUUACAGAUGGAUGAGUUUACACGACAAGGUAAACUCUUUCAGUUGUUGGAAACUGACAGAUAUUUGAUUGUCUUAGAUGAUAUAUGGAAAGCAGAAGACUGGGACCGAAUAAAAGAAGUGUUUCCACAGAAAAGAGGUUGGAAGAUGCUACUUACUUCCCGCAAUGAAAGUGUUGGUUUACAUGCACAUCCGACAUGCUUUUCUUUUAGGCCUAAAAGCCUAACGCCAGAACAAAGUUGGACUCUAUGCCAAAGACUAGCAUUCCCUAGGAGAGGUGAAGCAGAAUAUAGGGUUGAUGACGAAUUGGAAGUCAUGGGUAAGGAAAUGGUCUCACAUUGUGGAGGACUACCGUUAGCUGUUAAAGUGUUGGGAGGAUUGUUAGCUACGAAACAUACAGUUUCCGAGUGGAAAAGAGUAUAUGAAAAUAUUGGACCUCACAUCGUAGGAGAAUCUGGCUUAAAUUUCAAUACGGUUUACCGAGUAUUGUCUUUGAGCUAUGAAGAUUUGCCAAUGGGGUUAAAGCAUUGCUUCCUUUACCUCGCCCAUUUCCCUGAAGACUACAAGAUAGAUGUGGAGACACUGUUUAAUUACUGGGCUGCAGAAGGACUUAUAAUGAUCUAUCGAUCAACCAUUCAAGAUAAUGCGGAAGGCUACCUAGAAGAGUUAGUGAGAAGAAAUAUGGUUAUUGCUGAAAGAAGCUAUUUGACUUCGAGAAUCGAGUCAUGUCAUAUGCAUGACAUCAUGAGAGGAGUUUGUUUAUCUAAAGCCGAAGAAGAGAACUUUCUACAAAUCGUCCAAGGUCCUACAUCUACCUCUACCUCAACCAUCAAUGCUCAAUCUCCUCGCAGGCUCGCUGUACACAGUAGUAAUGCAUUUGAAAUGAUUAGACAUGAAAAUUUUAAGAAAGUUAGAUCUCUUUUGUUUUUCAAGGCAGCUGUGAUACAAUCAGUUUCAGACUUUGGAAUUUUACCGUUUCUCAGGGUGUUGGAUCUUUCUAGAGCUAAGUUUCAAGGAGGGAAGUUACCUUCCAGCAUUGGAGAGCUCAUCCAUUUGAGAUUCCUGAGCUUAUACAGGGUUGUAGUAUCUCAUCUACCUUCUUCUCUACGGAAUCUGAAGCUUCUGCUCUAUUUGAACUUAGGUGUCGAUGGAGUUUCAGUUCAUGUGCCAAAUGUUUUGAAAGAGCUGCGAGAAUUGAGGUACCUUAUCUUACCUUUUCUAAUGGAUGUUAAGACAAAGUUGGAAUUGGGUGAUCUGAUAAACCUAGAGAGCUUGAGGGGUUACUCAAUAGAGAACAGUAGUGUGAAAGACCUUCUUGGUAUGACUAAGCUCAGAACUCUCACUGUCCAUUCCCUUGAUAGUUGUACUUUAGAAACUCUGUCUGCAUCUCUCCGUGAAUCGAGAGAACUCGAGCAUCUUUCACUGUACGAGGUCAUGCAUGGUAGGCAUAAUGAAGGAAAAUUAGUUCUUGAUUCGAUUCAUCUCAAAUUUUUAACGGUGGGCAUGCAUAUGACUAGAUUGCCUGAUCAACAUCGAUUCCCUCCAAACCUUGCGCACAUAUGUCUUCGGUAUUGUUGCAUGGAAGAGGAUCCAAUGCCGAUUCUAGAGAAGUUGCUUCACUUGAAAUUUGUUGAACUAUCAUAUCGUGCUUUCACUGGGAAGAGGAUGGUGUGCUCAAAAGGCGGGUUUCCUCAACUGUAUGAGCUAAAUUUAUGUGGACAAUAUGAUUUGGAAGAGUGGAUAGUAGAAGAAGGCUCCAUGCCAUGUCUUCAUACUUUGACUAUAAAUGAAUGCAGAAAGUUGAAGGAGCUUCCGGACGAGCUCAUAUACAUAACAUCCUUAAAAGAACUCACAAUUGGGUGGAGGGAUAGUGAAUGGGGGUGGAAAUUGUCUGAAAGAGGACAAGAUCACUAUAAAGUCCACCACAUUCCCGUGUUCAUUUUAUUUACUAGACCUUUGUCUAAUUUUAUGUAUAAAAAUUAAAACAGUGUAGAAAACUACAGGAUACCUCGAUUAAUAUUAGUGUGUUGAAUUAUAUAAUGUUAUUUUUGAUA
Arabidopsis lyrata subsp. lyrata is the source of this 3172-nucleotide messenger RNA. Its product is annotated as probable disease resistance RPP8-like protein 2. Gene Ontology annotation, biological process: defense response to other organism. The record is from RefSeq and is a predicted model, not a curated record. Gene Ontology annotation, molecular function: ADP binding. Lineage: Eukaryota; Viridiplantae; Streptophyta; Magnoliopsida; Brassicales; Brassicaceae.